CAUGGAUGUAAAUAAUCAGUAAAAUCAAGCAUGGAAAAGGUAUUUAUCAAUAUUAAAAAGGCAUAAAAAAUGCUGAUAAAAUAUAUGAGGGUAUCUUGGAGUAAUUACAAUGGGGUUAAAAAACAACUUUUAAUGAAAAACUCUGGAUGCUGUAUAUUUUUAGGUAAAAUAAAUAAUAAAAAACUUAAUGGGUCAAGGUUAAAAAAAAGUUCAUUUGAAUAUGAGUAAAAUUAAAUUACAUUAAUUUUUAUAGAGUGAAAGCACAUUUUAUGGAUGACAAAAUUUAAGGAGAAGGACUUCUUACUACAAAGAAAGGAGAUCAGUAUUAUUAUUAUAUAUUUUAUUAGAUAUAAAGGAGAAUUUUAUGAAAAUAAAAAGUAUGGUCAUGGUGAGUUUCAGACAACAAAAGGAGAUAGGUAAAUCAUUCUAUAAUUUAGAUAUGAAGGAGAAUAUUAAAAGAUAAAAAAUAAGGAAGAGGCACUUAUUACUUUCCUAAUGGCGAUAUGUAAAUUUAAAUUUAUUAAAUGUUAGUUAUAAUAGCUAAUUUUAAGAUGAUUAGAUUCAUGGUAAAGGAGAAAUGAAAAUAUAUAGUACUGGAUAUGUGUAAAAUUAUUGUCAAUUCUAGAUAUAAUGGUCUUUUUAAAUAUAAUAAAAAG
Molecule: messenger RNA, 656 nt
Organism: Paramecium octaurelia
Lineage: Eukaryota; Ciliophora; Oligohymenophorea; Peniculida; Parameciidae
Source: the annotation of a GenBank genome assembly